Messenger RNA from Rhizophagus irregularis DAOM 181602=DAOM 197198, 660 nucleotides. The record is from RefSeq and is a predicted model, not a curated record. Lineage: Eukaryota; Fungi; Glomeromycota; Glomeromycetes; Glomerales; Glomeraceae.
AUGUCAACAACACAAACUUCCGCAUCUUCUAACAAGUUGGACGACAAACGUUUAUAUAUUGGAAAUUUAGAUUCUUCAAUAAAUGAGCAAGUAUAUACUGUUGUAAAGUUAUUUGAACCUUUUGGAAAAAUAACCCAUCUUGAUUAUCUCUUUCAUAAGAGUGGACCAAAACGCGGUCAACCAAGGGGUUAUUGUUUCUUGGAAUAUAGCAAAAAAGAGGAAGCCUUGAGAGCGAUGACAGCUAUGCAUUCAAAAUUGAUUAAGAACCGAUCCAUGAUAGUGACCUUUGCAUAUGCAGCACCUGAAAAUUAUGAUGGUAAACAAUUGGGUGGUCUCAAGAAACGACCUUCAUCAUCGGUUAAUAGGCCAACGACAAUUUCUUUGUUAAAAGCACAUAAGAUGAUCAAUGCUAGUACUGAUUCAAAGAUACAAGCUUUAGAGAGAAAAUUAGCGCAAAUGAAACAAGAAGAUGUAUCAUCAAAUAUUUCUACAACAAAAUCGUAUUCACAACCUUCAUCUCCACAACCAUCUACUUCAUUUUCAACAGAGAACAUAAAGGUAGAAAGGAACUUAUCAGCACCAACUUCACCAUCAAGAACCACAACUAAGGGUAGAGGGAAGAGAUUCAACCCUUAUGUUAUUCCUAAAAGUGAAAAAUAA